GCAACCCGUGGUUUGAGUGAGAUCAGCAGAGGGAGGAUGUAGUCAAAGAGGAGAGCAUCUACAUAUAUUUGCUUAUUAUUUUUGCCUGGUUUCUUUUUUUCUCAAUUUGUCACCCUUUUUGCAUUUAGAAUUGAUUCUGAUGAGAAUUUCCUACCAACAGGCAGGAACACAACUAUUCAGUGGCAAGACAUCGUGGAUGAGGACAGAUUCAAACAUGAGCUGCAUCAAUCGUCCAGACAUCCUCACAGAACGUCUUCCCCGGUUAACCUGGAGUCCUACACCAAGAGCUGCAUGUGCACAGACCCACGAGAACAUGAAGAGACUGCAAGCUGUUCUUACGUCAUGUCUCAGAAGGUGAAAGAUCCAGAGCGGUUGUUGGGGGAGAUAGCCUUCCAGCUGGAUCGAAGGAUCCUGUCCUAUGUGUUCCAGGGCCAGAACAGACUCUAUGGGUUCACUGUGCUCAAUAUACGAGACAAGAUCAUUCAGGUGUCCACACACCCUCUGACGGGGAAGGUGGACGAGGGCUACAGGCUCCAGCUGUCCCAGCGCUACACUGAGCUGAUGGCCAAGCUGAAGCAGCUGGGCUAUAGUAUGACUCUCCACCCCCCCUUCACAGAGUUCAUCAUCAACACCUAUGGCAUACUGAAGCAGAGGGCUGACUCAUACAGCGCCCGGGAGCUGGGAUACAACAGCCCGGACUUCCUCAGGAGAGUAGUUAUCAACUCAGCCCCCUCCAAACUGCUGAAGGAUCUCCUGCUGCUGUUCAGUUGCCUCUCUUUCAUGGCCAGGCAGGACGGCAAGCCCCUCUUCCUCUGGUAGACGGGCUGGGAACAGCUCUGGUCCAGGGUGUUACGUAUAGCUUGCUGAUUCUGAGUCUUUUAUAAACGCUUAGGACCAGAGCUAGACUGGGACGGCCACUGAUACCACCUCCCUCCACAGCAGAUCAGUCAUCUGUGGAGAGUCAAGUUUUUACACUAUAAACAAAUGACUCAAACCCAA
Molecule: messenger RNA, 999 nt
Organism: Oncorhynchus kisutch (coho salmon)
Lineage: Eukaryota; Metazoa; Chordata; Actinopteri; Salmoniformes; Salmonidae
Product: speriolin-like protein
Exons: 4
Coding region: 292-819 (175 amino acids)
Cellular component (GO): centrosome
Source: RefSeq, a predicted model, not a curated record